This is a messenger RNA of Lactuca sativa (garden lettuce), 911 nucleotides long. It is a transcript of the gene MRH6, whose product is annotated as Adenine nucleotide alpha hydrolases-like superfamily protein. The record is from RefSeq and is a predicted model, not a curated record. Lineage: Eukaryota; Viridiplantae; Streptophyta; Magnoliopsida; Asterales; Asteraceae.
UUGCUUUUCCCCUUUAAUUGUUCUUCUUCUCCUUCUUCAUCAUAGUUUAGAACGUGCUGCAGUCGAGUCGAGAGAAAGAAAAAAAAUGGUCAGGAAUGGUCACAUACAUUCACCAACUAUACACUUGAAAGAGCAUGUGGAUUCUACUACAAAAACCAACGAUCAAAAAACAGAAGGUUCUAUCAGUUCUUGCCACCAUAAAGAAACUAAACCCGGCCGGGUUGCAAAUUCUGAAGCACCCAUAAGCGUUAUUGGUAGGAAAGUGAUGAUUGUCGUUGAUCCAAGCAUUGAAGCCAAAAACGCAUUGCAAUGGGCCUUAACUCAUACGAUUCAGAGUCAUGACAUUGUAGUCCUUCUCUAUUACAAGAAAACUACUUCUAAACAAGGAAAUGAGUCGACUAAGGUGAAAGCUACAAAAUUUCCCGGUUUUCUUUAUGCUAUGAAACACACUUGUCAGAUGAAAUGUUCAGAUGUACAAGUUGAAAUAUUCUUGCUCGAAGGGAAGGAUAAAGGAACAACUAUCGUUGAGGAAGCAAAGAAGCAAGAGGCGACGAUGUUAGUGUUGGGGCAAAAGAAACAAUCGAUGACAUGGCGUUUGUUGUUGACAUGGGCAGGUAAACCAAUGAAUGGUGGUGGUGGAGUGGUGGAUUAUUGUCUCCAAAACGCCACUUGUAUGGCGGUGGCAGUACGACGGAAGAAUAAAAGAGUUGGUGGUUAUCUCAUUACCACCAAGCGCCAAAAAAAUUUCUGGCUCUUGGCCUAAUUAAAUCCUAAAAUACCAAAAAUGGAAGGAAUACAUAUUUGUGGCAUAUUAUUCGAUUAUUGUGAAAUUUCAGUUAAUAUGUUGGCUACAUUUUAAACUCGAUGUCGGUAAAGAAUUAUGUUUUUAUAAUAUUUGUUGAUGACUUUCA